Molecule: messenger RNA, 2728 nt
Organism: Macaca mulatta (Rhesus monkey)
Lineage: Eukaryota; Metazoa; Chordata; Mammalia; Primates; Cercopithecidae
Product: proline-rich protein 23D1-like
Source: RefSeq, a predicted model, not a curated record
CUAUAGGUUCCAUCUUCAUGGAUUCAACUAAUCUUGAAUAGAAAAUAUUCACAAAAUAUUUGCACAAGUUUCUUCAAAGAAAUCUUAAAUUUUCCAUGCACCACGUUCUUUUUGAGUUCACAUAAGUGAUGUGACAUCUGGGCAUUGCAUUAGGUAUUAAAAAUAAUCUAGAGAUCAUUUAAAUUAUAUAAAUUAAUGUGAAUGCGUUAUAUCUAAAUUCUACAACAUUUUAUACAAGGGACUUGAGCAUAUACAAUUUGUGGUAUCUUCAAAGUUUUCUAGACCCAAUCCUUUAUGUUUACUGAGAAAUGAUGUACACAUGAACUUUACAAAAAAUAAUUGUCCUACCCAAUUAAUGAACAGACUACAAUAGAAAGUAAAUAUCACUAGUUUAAAAUACUGUUAUUUUAUAUCACAAUUAUAUGGUGAAUCAGAGUAGAGAUCUUGAAUUAAUUUUGAUUGAAUUAGGCUAAUUCUGACAGGGUGACACUCAUAUUGAUUGAGUUUUGAUAAAACCACUCCCAUGCAGGCCCCUCGUGUUGUUUAAUCAGCACCACUAGCCAAUCACAUUCAUCCAUUUUGACAAAUCCCAUGGCUCCACCUCUUAUAAGACUCCUGGAGGAUUUCCCCAAGAUCUGACUCUACCAAAGCACCAUUUGACUGGUCCCAGGCCAGGGCAUGCUCUCCCAUGCUCUGGCUGUGCUGUGCUAGGGGCUGAUAAUUUCCCUUCAGGUAAAGUAAAAGAUCAAGGCGUAAACUGUAUAGAUUUACAGAAAAUAGGCCAAAGAUUGAGAUUUUUUUGCCACAAGCAAGUCCAGAGACCAUUUACUAUGUAUGGUUACCGGCGCCCAAGAAGCCCCAGGGAUUUCCAGACAGAAUGGCAGAAUGACAAUGAAGGAGAGACCAGUUUGGCUACCACACAAAUGAAUCCACCCAAACGCCGCCAAGUGGAGCAGGGUCCCUGUACAGGUGCAAAAAUACUCUCAAUUUCAGGAGCUCCACACCUGAAUUCAUGCCAGUCCCUGGAACCUCCCCAGGAGCGGCUGGAUUCUGGCACUGAGGAGCUCAUCAUAGUCCUGGAACAAGGGACAGAAGUGAGGCUGAGCCUGGAAGAGGGCGUCCUCAUCCUGGCCCCAGAAACAGCGCUGCAACUAACCCUGGAGAACAUAGUCAUUGUGAUUGUCCCUGAGCAUGUCCUGAGGUCACAAGAUGGCCUGCAGUUCCCUGUGCAGAUCCAGUACAUCUUGCCUUCGGCUGAUGAUUUCACCUUGGAGUUCCAUGUUCAAGAUGGAGUCAUCUCAGACAUGAAAGGAGAGAAUGUGCCUUUUUCACCUGCAGAAGAUGGGGAGGCAGCACCCCUAUAUCACCAGCCCUUGAUGAUACCCCCAGCAAACCACAGGACUGGGACCAGUCCUUGUCUCCUAGUAACCCCAUUGUGCAUUCCACACUGUCUGGCAGCCUUCCCCCAACGCUACCCUCUACCACCCACACCUAGUCCUGUGGGAUGCCCUAGACCUGCCGAUUCCAGUUUCAGCCUGCAUGCUAUGGAGCUCUUGUGCACCUCGUCCCUCAGACCUAUGCCCCCUUCACCAAGUCCUGAUCCCCAGAUCUAUCGCAGGGUUCACCACAGGCCUCCCAGCAAGGCACGGAGAUGUCUCUUUAGGAAGUGAUUUAACCCAAGAGCCACCCCCUGCAUUGAUGGGUCAGAGAUUGUCCAAGUCCUUAGUCAGUGCAUUCCCUGAAAUGUGGAGAGAGAGUAAUUCCAGGGACCACUUUCUUCCCCUUUGCUGUUUCCCAUCAUCACCCACUGACUUCAACAGCAGAGGGUCCCAGAUGCUGCAGGAACGGGGAGAGCUGCAGGGAGUUCAAACAAAACAUUCACAUUUCACUUCACACACACUAUCCCUUAGAAUUUCUCUUCUUAUUUAACUACAUGAAUCCAACCACACUCAAUCGAAUCCCUGACUGCUCCGUGUGAGAGUUCUGCUUCCAGCAUGACGUGGCCUGAAAAUUCAUCUGAAGACAGCUGCUCACUCCCAGGGUUAACACCUCCCCCUGAAUACUGAUGUCCUUGUAGUCAUUGGUCUGAUGCCACGAUAAAUAAUUCCUAAGGCUGGUGCUCUAUUUCUGUCCUCAGACUCUUCCCUUUUUCUCCAAGCUGUGCCCCAUUCCUUGUCUUAGUCCAGGUUCCCUACACUCCCCAGGCCAAUGCUUUUGAAUAAAUAUCAACGUGAUUGAAUGAAGUAGUGGUGACUGCUGUGCUUGCUUCCAACUGAGACACUCUCCUGCUCUAACUCAUCACGUUUCCAUUCACAUUUGCCUUUGUUUAGUUUUGUUUUCCAUUGUUUGGGUUUAUUAUUCAAGUACUUAUGAAAUAACUGCCACAUUUCUGAGAGCUUUCUUGGCAAAUUUGGGCCUUUUCCUGUGCUCCUCCUUCCAAGUCCUGAGUGGAGUCACUGUUUACACCUCUGGGCCUGGGGAUUGGUCUAGCUUAGCAAAUGUUUGGACAGAGCUUGGCUCUGUGGAUUGGGAUUGGCACCUGCGCUUGCUCACAGAUGCUCCCAGGCUCUUCCUGUCUAGGAAAUCUAGCAGUACAAAUCAAAAAGAAUCUAUGGAAUCUUGUGAUUAUCUGAGGGUGAGUGUCACCCUGGGCCCCUGGUCUUUUUCUCCUCUAGGUCACCGUGGUUGAUUUCCUUUCAGGUUCCUGUGUGUAUGAGGGGAUCGGGGA